Molecule: messenger RNA, 5974 nt
Organism: Bombus pascuorum
Lineage: Eukaryota; Metazoa; Arthropoda; Insecta; Hymenoptera; Apidae
Gene: tup
Product: insulin gene enhancer protein ISL-1
Exons: 6
Coding region: 1755-3131 (458 amino acids)
Biological process (GO): axonogenesis; positive regulation of transcription by RNA polymerase II; neuron fate specification
Cellular component (GO): nucleus
Molecular function (GO): cis-regulatory region sequence-specific DNA binding; DNA-binding transcription factor activity, RNA polymerase II-specific
Source: RefSeq, a predicted model, not a curated record
ACGGGAGAAAGAGGCGAGAUAAAAGAAGAGGAGAGGGUAGGUACGAAUCGAUUAGGUCUGUCGGCCAUUUUGUUGGCGGCUCGAGCCGGCCAAGUGUCCCACAGCUGCCCCCAGGAGGCGUGGAAGCGACAGAGUCGACUCCACCGGGAGAACGAAUAGCUCGACGUCGGCGUGGAAUCGAGGCUCGAAUUCUCGCCAGCGGAUAGGACGUGGAUGAGCGGGUCGAGUGGUGGGACUGAAAUCGGAGUGGGGUCGAAAAGGUCGACCUCGAAGGUGGGAGCAUCGGCUGGUUAGGUUGGGUUCUAUAGGAACCUAACCGGCAGUCAGUGCCUCCUAGGGCCCCGCGCCGUCAGUUUCGUUGGUGUUGCGUCGUGUAACGUGUCCUCUCUUUCUCUCUUUUUUCUCUCUCUCCUCCUUUUUCUUCCUCGAGCCCUCUCCCUCUCUCCUUUCCAUCCCCUUUCCCUCGUGCGUAUAUACUUUUUAUUUUUCUUUUUUUUUUUACUCGUCGUCACGAUCAACGCCGUCAUUGUCGGCCGCGAGUGAUAAGGAAAUAAUAAUCGCACACACGUGCCACUUUCCACGUUUCUCGUCUCUGACGGAUGCCGCGUAUUCGCCACUUUCUGUCGGACCACGUUCGCCAUUCUCUUUAAUGGGAUAGCACAGCCGAUGUUCCGCUCCGGAACACUUCUCCAAGAGAUCGACCAAAACGGCACUUUGGAUUCGGUCGAGCCGUAGGUAGACGAACAACGAUUCUUUACCGUGCCAUCGACGGAGCGAGGAGUCUCGGGGUGCCUAGACCGGUGAUCUGCGCAGCGAUAUUGGAACAACGUCUCCCGGGUCGGUUAAGACAGUUCCGCAGAGACAGAAUGUUUACGUGACAAAAUGUUUAUGUGACAGGAGAACGUUCGAAGGAUCGAAGAUCGCAAUACCCGUCAGACGAUACGGCAAACGCGAUAGGAAUUUGAGAAAAGUAAUCUGUGCCGAUAACAUCUGUGCUCCUCGGUAGUAGUAAUCGUUUUCGAGAGAAUCGCGACCAAAUAUCGACCAGGGUAAGAUGCAAAGGACGUCGUUCGCCCGGAAGAUCGCAAAAUGGCGUGGGCUGCGGUAAGCUAUCGCUGCGAGUGCGAAUCUUCUCGCUGAAACCGUACAAACCCGAUUCGAUUCGUUCGUUCCGGGGACGAGUGUCUGUGAAAAGGAAAUUCCACGACCAACAUGGCUGUGACGGAAUUCGCGCGAUAACCAACGUGCGAGACACAACGAGUAACGUGAAAUUUCACCAAUUGCACGAGCUACGGUUGUUCUGCGGCGGAUAGUCGAUAGCCGGUGGAAAUUCUCGAGAAUGAAACUACGAAUAUUUGUCGCGACUGACACGUGCAAUUGCCAACCGGACGACACCGCUGGAUGGGUGAAAGCGGGCCAGAGGCGAAGGAAACUGAACUAAAUUUUGUCACGACGCAGCCGAUUCGUCCGAAUACCCUGGACUCGAGCGCAGACUGGAAAUAUUCGUGCGUCGUUCAACCAGCGAAUCGAAUGUCGUAACUUUGUAAAAAAAAGGAAGUGGUUUCCGGUUGGUUUGGUGAGUCGACGAUUUCCUUGGUGGACUUGAUCGGGAAGAGAAAGAGAGUCGGUUCGAACGUCGAGACUUUAGUCAAAUUCUGUACAGAAAAGUAAGUACGGCCGACGGUCGUACUUGGCACGAAGGCCUCAAGAUUGCUCGAAAAUCGUCGAGAGAGGUGCGCAGGGCAGGAAGAGCGAUGGAAAUCGGGGGUGCAGCGAUGCAGAGGAUGGCCGCUGCCGGAGGGCCCGGGCCUCUCAGCCUUCAGGGCCCUCCAAGGUCAGUGAAAAUCUCACCCGUUAACAUACAGGACGAGCCCGGUGACCUCACUUCUCAAAAGAGCACAAGUUCUCAUUGCGUGGGAUGCGGCGGUCGAAUUCACGACCAAUGGAUCUUGCGAGUUGCACCAAAUCUGGAAUGGCACGCCGCCUGUUUAAAAUGCGCGGAGUGCCAACAAUUUUUGGACGAGCACUGCACUUGCUUCGUACGAGAUGGGAAAACUUACUGUAAACGCGAUUAUGUCAGGUUGUUUGGAACAAAAUGCGACAAGUGCAGCGAGUGUUUCAGCAAAGACGACUACGUAAUGAGGGCAAGGAGCAAAAUUUAUCAUAUAAAGUGCUUCCGAUGUUCAGCCUGCAUGAGGCAGCUAGUUCCUGGCGAUGAAUUUGCCUUGAGACAGGAUGGCCUCUUUUGUCGACACGAUCACGACGUUCUCGAGGGUGGGAAACUCUGCUCGGGGCCUGGUGGUGUUCCUGGAAGCGAGAACAACAACAACGCGUCCCUUAUGAAUAAUAAUCAUCAUUUGCACCCCAACGAUGGCUCGAUAUCAGAUUCCGGGUCUGAAAGCGGGUCGCACAAAGCUGGCGUGGGUGGUACUCGAGGAUCGGGCGGCCAUAAAAGCGGCGGCGGUUCUGACGGCAAACCAACCAGAGUUCGCACUGUUCUAAACGAAAAGCAACUUCACACACUGAGAACUUGCUACGCCGCGAAUCCGCGGCCGGACGCCUUGAUGAAGGAACAAUUGGUGGAGAUGACGGGGCUGAGUCCACGCGUGAUAAGGGUAUGGUUCCAGAACAAACGGUGCAAGGAUAAGAAGAAGACGAUCGCCAUGAAACAACAGAUGCAGGAAAAGGAUGGCCGUAAAUUAGGUUUCGGUGGGAUGCAUGGAAUUCCUAUGGUGGCUAGCAGUCCCGUACGACACGAGAGUUCUAUAGGGAUGACACCGCUAGAAGUUCAAGCUUAUCAACCACCGUGGAAAGCCCUUUCAGACUUCGCCUUACAUACCGAUUUGGAGAGGCUAGAUCCUAAUACUCCUUCUUUUCAUCAUCUGGUGUCGCAGAUGCAUGGUUACGAUCUUCACAGCGGACCACCACAAUUACCACCGCCAGGGAUGCUCGGUGGACCGAUGAACGAUGGCGGAGGCGGCGGGGGUGGUGGUUCUUUGCCACCCCCCGGCCCACACCAUCCCAGUAGCGGCGGCCCAGACAUGGGGCAACACCCUGAUAGCACAGAUAGCUAUGUAACUUACCUCGAAAGUGACAGUGACUCUCUUCAUCACGAUACAGGAAGUCCAUAGUGUUGUGCAGUGUGGCCAGAACGAAAGUGUCCGCUUUCUUCGUGGUCUUCUUUCAAUAAGUGCUUGAAGAGAAUCGUAGUCUGCGAGAACAAAUAGGACGAUUACGGAAACGAAACAAAAAUUGCGUUAUCGAAUUGCGGCUUUUUGUGCAAAGAAGCCUGUGACCCUUUCGCGCUUAAUUUCAUAAUCGAAGAAGAACGCGUGUGAAACGUUGUUUAAUCGAGAGAAAAUCUUCCCUUGUGAGACGAAUUGGUGUAAAAAUUCGGUUUAACGACGUGCCAUUAACUCGAUUCUUCGUUAACGUUAAAAUUAUUCAUCGACAACGCGAGUGUCACGUUACGUGGAAAGUUUUGAAUUAGAAGAAUUCGGUAGAAAUGUUGCGGUUGAUUAGUAUUAUUAUUAUUAUCAAUUGUUUCUCGAAAUUACUAUCGAUGGAUCAAAAGAACAAAUUUGAAUUUCCACGCGUAAGGGUUGAGAAAUAUCGUAGUUUUCGAUAAAAACAAGCAAAUUACAGGAACGAUAUAAUUUGCAGAAACACGAGCUUAAAAUAGCGGAACGAGAAAACAAUUAUUUAAAUUUCUAUUGUUGUGCCGAUAGAAACGACCGAAAAUUACUGUACGAUAUGUAAAAAAAGAGAAAUACGUAUCUGAAAAACUCCGAUUAAUUUUUGGAGCGAAUAAGUAAAAUUGAUCAUUAUUUGACGUAGGUAUGUAUUAUUUUACCAGAUCGUAGCAUCGAGCUCGAUAUUUCGUAAUUAAACACUUGUGUCGUGAACGAGAAAAAUUCGAUACAUAAUGAACGCAUUCACUCGCGAGAAAUCUCAGGUAGGAUAUGUAUAAUGAUUCAUGAACGAUAUCGACAAGCGGAUUUGUCGAUUGAAUAAUUGCUCGUUUGUUACGGAACGGUAAUGAUAUUUAACGGAACAGGCGAAGAAAGUAUGUAAAAUACUGCGCCAAUAUUUUCAAAUGAAAUACACCCGUGUAAAAAAAUCGAUUUCUUCGCGAAACUGACAAUGAAUAAUCGAAUAAUUGCGAAUUAAGGACAAAUUUUAUCAUGAUUAUUGUAAUUUCUAAAGCAUGCGAAAGGAGAUUGCAAUAAAAGACGAUCAAACUUAUUGUAUGUCGAGUUGAUUUUACCGUUGUAUCGAUGUCUUUGAACGAAAUUCGCCCUUAUGCACUGAAAUUGUAUUGAAUUGAUAAAAUUGUGAUCGACGAAUUUCAUGAUAAAUAUGAAAAAUGUAUUUAUUAAUUAUCCUUUAGGUACAUAGGAUUAUUUAACUAUUUAAUAAAUUAGAAAGGCGAUUAAUUCGUUUGUUUAUUCUUUAUACAAUUUCAGUGUAUUGUUUAUGGGUGAAGGGGUGCAAUAAGUAUAAUACAUUUUCUUAGGUUAAAGUAUCGCAUUAACAUCGAAAGAUAUUAAUGUUUUGAAAUUGAAUGAAUCGAUUAAAAGUGCUCGAAGGUGUAUCUGAAACUCUGUUCUGCACCGAAGUACAGUAAUUUCAUUGAGGAACGAUGAUUCGAUUGAUCGCGAUAGCUUUUUUUCCGAAUGUCAUUUUAGCCAGUUCGAACGACCAAAGAAUGCUUUUAUCACGAUAGAAAGACGAAAACGAAAAGAAAAGGACGAAGCAGUGUCAUCAACAGAGUUGGACAAAUUUGUAAAUCGCCGUAUAUAAAAAGUAAGAAUUGACGUGGAAGAAUUUACACUGAUAGAUAAAACGUUUACUUCGAUAGCUUUCUUCGUAAUGUAAUCUUUCACCUUUUGAAUUACAGUACAUUUUUUACGACAUAAAUUAUUUUAAGCAACGGAAUAAUUAUUAAACAUUAAUUUCUGCAACGGUAAAAUUAGGAGGAACCAUUACAAAUUCCUCGAUCACAAAUUUUACGUAACAAACAAAAUAAUAUUUGUCGAUCGAUCUAACCAAAUCGAUAUACCAAAAGCAAGUUACUUUAAAAUCUAUUACACAAUACCUUAUUUAUUGCGUACAACUUUUUAAUUGCCUAAAUCAUGCUUGAAAGAACUUCUAAAACUAUCGGUGACAAACAUUUAUUCAAAUAAAAUGUAUUUUAUCGGUUACAAGAAAUAUGUAUCUAUACACUUACCUAACAUGAUUUACUGAUUAUCAGCCAUUUUUAUUCCAACUCGUACUUGUCGUUGACACUAUUUGCAACAAUUAAAAAUUUUCAGAUAUAACAAAGUUUAUUUUUAAUAAUAUCUAUUGUAUUAUCUAUUACAAAAUAAUAAAACAGGUUAUAUCUUACUUUCCAACUCUGUUCUUUCGUCCGCAUUGUUGUGAAUACAGAAGUGAACGACUGUCUCACUGUAAAUAUAGUUGUGUCCACUACAUAUAAAUUUGAAUCAUGAUGUACCGCCAGGCGCAGCUAAUUCAUAAUAUUGAUUACACGAAUAGCCGAGUUAUGUAUAAAGGAUUAAAAAAAAAAAACAUAAAAAAUGCAAGUAACAUUGACGAUAGCGCAUUACCCCCUGAUUUAUGUUGUAACAAAUCAUAUUGUAAACGCAGGUACAUAUGUACAUUCGAUUAAUACCAAAGUGUGCGAAACUUCAUGUGAAGACGGAAACGCACUGAAUUGUAUUGUAAAUAUCGUCUCUAACCCUCCCCUUCCUCCUGAUCCUAACCUCGUUGUCGCUAAUUAGUGGUUCGUUUUAGUGGUGAUUCGUUUAGAUGUUUGUAUAGAAUCGUUCCAUCACCGCUCCUCUCGUAAUGUACAUGUUUUGAAAGGGAGAACACCGUAGACCUAACAUUUUCGUAAUCUAUUCGAAUCGUCUUCGAAUUUGUAUAAUAUUUCUAUACCGGCGCACACGUAAUAAACUGUCCAAUUAAAUUA